Messenger RNA from Cynara cardunculus var. scolymus (artichoke), 2233 nucleotides. Its product is annotated as aspartate--tRNA ligase, chloroplastic/mitochondrial-like. NCBI's taxonomy places the organism in Eukaryota, Viridiplantae, Streptophyta, Magnoliopsida, Asterales, Asteraceae. Gene Ontology annotation, molecular function: ATP binding; aspartate-tRNA ligase activity; nucleic acid binding. Bases 25 to 2046 code for a protein of 673 amino acids. The transcript is spliced from 15 exons. Gene Ontology annotation, cellular component: cytoplasm. Gene Ontology annotation, biological process: aspartyl-tRNA aminoacylation. The record is from RefSeq and is a predicted model, not a curated record.
CCUUCCUCCACCAUCUGCAAARCCAUGUCCGUAAUUCUCCGGGUCUUACCCGACAUAGCAAUUCGAUCCAGACAUCUCUCCCGUCAAUCACUUCCAUUGUUUCGUGUUAAUCGCCUAAUUCUCAAACCCCUUUUGAGAAAAUCUUUCUCUUCUGUGUCUGCUUCCACGACUGAACCGGUUGUCAGUAAUUUCCCGGCAACUGGUAAGGAACAACCACAAYAAUCCCUACCCGGAUCCGUUCAAGAAACCGCCACUCUUGAAUGGGUCAAUCGAAAUGGUCUAUGCGGCGAAUUAUCUGAGGAUGAUGUGGGUAGACGGGUUAGAUUGUGUGGGUGGGUCGCACUUCAUCGGGGUCAUGGUGGGCUCACUUUCAUUAAUCUYAGAGACCAUUCUGGAAUCGUUCAGGUUACAACUCUUCCUAAUGAAUUCCCUGAUGCUCAUUCUAUGGUGAAUGACUUGAGAAUCGAGUAUGUCGUGUCUGUAGAAGGUGUUGUUCGGCUCCGUCCAAGUGAUUYGAUUAAUAAAAACAUGAAGACUGGCAUUAUAGAGGUCACUGCAGAGCUAGUCCAAGUGUUGAAUUCCGUGAGGGCUAAGUUGCCAUUCUUGGUUACCAGUGCAGAGGAUGCAAAAGAUUCUAUCAAAGAGGAAAUUCGCCUGAGAUAUCGUUGUCUUGAUCUACGUCGACCACAAAUGAAUUCCAACAUAAUGCUGCGACAUCAAGUAGUGAAGCUUAUGCGAAGGUAUUUAGAAGAUGUACAUGGUUUUGUGGAGAUUGAGACUCCAAUACUCUCUAGGUCGACUCCUGAAGGUGCUCGGGAUUAUCUGGUUCCAUCGAGAGUCCAGCCAGGAACAUUCUAUGCUUUGCCCCAAAGUCCACAGCUGUUCAAGCAAAUGCUAAUGGUCUCUGGAUUUGACAAAUACUAUCAAAUAGCAAGAUGUUUUAGGGAUGAAGAUCUAAGGGCGGAUAGGCAACCUGAAUUCACACAAUUGGAUAUGGAAUUGGCUUUCACCCCUCUUGAGGACAUGUUAAGGCUCAAUGAAGAUUUGAUUAGAAAGGUUUUUCUAGAUAUCAAAGGCGUAGAACUACCAAAKCCUUUCCCAAGGCUUACAUAUGCUGAAGCAAUUAGUCGUUAUGGCUCAGACAGGCCRGAUACCCGUUUUGAUCUUCAACUCAAAGACGUUUCUGAUAUUUUCUCAGAUUCCUCCUUCAAAGUUUUCGCAGAUGCAUUGAGUAGUGGAGGGRUUAUCAAGGUAAUAUGUGUGCCUUCAGGAGCAAAAGCUUUUUCCAACACUGCUCUGAAGAAAGGUGAUAUUGUCAGUGAAGCAAUCAAAUCUGGGGCAAAGGGGUUGCCAUUUUUGAAGAUCUUGGAAGAUGGGCAACUUGAAGGGAUUUCUGCACUAACAUCAAGUUUGGAUCCCACGAAAAAAGAAUUGUUUCUGAAAAGAUGCGAGGCAGGAUCAGGCGACCUUAUCUUGUUUGCAGUAGGCUUCCCUGCAUCAGUUAACAAAACAUUAGACCGGCUAAGGCUGUAUAUAGCCAACAUGAUGGGCAUGGUUGACCAUUCCAAGCAUUCUAUCUUGUGGGUAACAGAUUUUCCGAUGUUUGAAUGGAAUGAUGCCGAGCAGAGGCUUGAGGCGCUUCAUCACCCUUUUACUGCUCCAAAUCCCGAGGACAUGAAUGAUCUUGCUUCCGCUCGUGCCUUGGCUUAUGACAUGGUCUACAAUGGUGUCGAGAUUGGUGGAGGAAGUUUGAGAAUUUAUCGGCGAGAUGUCCAGCAAAAGGUUCUAGAGAUCAUUGGCAUUCCCCUAGAGCAGGCUGAAGCCAAGUUUGGGUAUCUUCUGGAAGCUCUUGACAUGGGUGCUCCUCCACACGGUGGAAUCGCUUAUGGGUUAGAUCGAUUGGUGAUGCUACUGAGCGGUAGCAGUUCGAUAAGGGACGUGAUAGCGUUCCCCAAAACGACGACGGCACAAUGUGCUCUUACUCGUUCACCUUCAGAGGUCGAUCCUCAACAACUCAGAGACCUCUCUUAUCAUCUCAUCCAGUAGACAGACGACGACUUUCCGCCACUUUUACCGACUUUCUUCAUCUUUGAUGGUAGUAGUAACAGUUCCUAAAGUUUCUUGAGAAAUAUGGUGAAAUUGAGAUGACCCAACAUGAGUUAUUGUUAUUUAGACAUUGGAUGCUAAAAAAGCGACAGUUGUGAUACAGAAAAGCAGCAGUCAGAAAUUAUUG